AUGUAUCUAUCUAUCUAUCUAUCUAUCUAUCUAUCUAUCUAUCUAUCUAUCUAUCUAUCUAUCUAUCUCACUCAACUGUUUCCCAGCCUGCUUCUAAAUGCUCUCUUUAUUUCAACUAAGACCAAUAGCAACAUUUAUGUGGAUGCCUCUUCACUGAGAAAGAUAGAAUUCAUUCAUAUCUAUAUAUCUCAGUCUGUUCAUAUCUAUCUAUCUAUCUAUCUAUCUAUCUAUCUAUCUAUCUAUCUAUCUAUCUCAGCCUGUUCAUAUCUAUCUAUCUAUCUAUCUAUCUAUCUAUCUAUCUAUCUAUCUAUCUAUCUAUCUCAGCCUGUUCAUAUCUAUCUAUCUAUCUAUCUAUCUAUCUAUCUAUCUAUCUAUCUCAGCCUGUUCAUAUCUAUCUAUCUAUCCCAGCCUGUUCAUAUCUAUCUAUCUAUCCCAGCCUGUUCAUAUCUAUCUAUCUAUCUAUCUAUCUAUCUAUCUAUCUAUCUAUCUAUCUAUCUAUCUAUCUAUCUUAGUCUGUCUUUAUUCCACUUAUCUCCUAAUCUGUCUCUCUUCUUUCUUUGUCUUUCGUUAGUUCUUUCUUUCUUUCUUUCUUUCUUUCUUUCUUCUACUUUUUGUUUUCUCACUUUGGCCUAUUCUUUUUCUUUCUUUGUUUCUUUCUUUAUUGUUGUCUCACUUUUGCCGACCCUUUUCUUUCUUUUACUUUUUGUCGUCUCACUUUUACCUAUCCUUUUUUUCUUUCUUUCUUUCUUUCUUUCUUUCUUUCUUUCUUUUCUUUCUUUCUUUCUUUUUACUGAUGUUCUCAUGAUUCUCCUUACCCUCACCCCGAACUUGCUGAAAAUAGUUUGCCUGGUUUUCACAUCUAAGCACCAAUUCCUCGCCCCGUUCUUCAUUUCAUCAAUUGCCCUCUUUUCUCAUGAGAUCUUUCUUCAUACUGUUUUUUCUCUACUUUUUUUUCUUUCUUUUCUCCUUCUUUCUUUCUUGUUUUCUUUCAUUCUUUCUUUCUUUCCCGAUUUCCUCUUUCUUUCUUUCCUUUUUUCCUCUUUCUUUCUUUCUUUCUUUCUUUCUUUCUUUCCUGUUUUUCUCUUUUUAUUCUUUCUUUCUUUCAUGUUUUUCUCUUUUUAUUCUUUCUUUCUUUCUUUCUUUCUUGCUUACUUCUACUUUCUUUCUUGUUUGAUUUUCUUUCUUUCUUUCCCGAUUUCCUCUUUCUUUCCUUUUUUCCUCUUUCUUUCUUUCUUUCUUUCUUUCUUUCUUUCUUUCUUUUUUUCUUUUUAUUCUUUCUUCCUUUUUUCUCUUACUUUCUUUUCUUCCUUUCUUUGUUUUUCUUUUUUACUUUCUUUCUUUCUUUGUUUGUUUUUUCUUUUUUCUUUCUUUCUUUCUUUCUUUCUUUCUUUCCUGAUUUCCUCUUUCUCUCUUUUAUUCUUUCUUUCCUCUUUUUCAUUUUUCUUUCUUCCCUCUUUUUCUCUUUUUAUUCUUUCUUUCUUGCUUACUUCUACCUUCUUUCUUUCUUUCUCUGCCUAUCUAUCUCGCUUUUCUGCUCAGUCUUCAUUCUCUUUCUCUCUCUUCAUCUCUCUGUCUUUUCUCUUUCAUCAAUCUUAA
Molecule: messenger RNA, 1596 nt
Organism: Acanthosepion pharaonis
Lineage: Eukaryota; Metazoa; Mollusca; Cephalopoda; Sepiida; Sepiidae
Source: the annotation of a GenBank genome assembly